Messenger RNA from Talaromyces proteolyticus, 1133 nucleotides. RefSeq lists its product as uncharacterized. The transcript has 2 exons. The record is from RefSeq and is a predicted model, not a curated record. The coding region runs from base 49 to 969 and encodes 306 amino acids. Lineage: Eukaryota; Fungi; Ascomycota; Eurotiomycetes; Eurotiales; Trichocomaceae.
CAGAAGUUCAAUUUAUAACAGCCACCUUGCAUGACGAGCCAGUGAAAAAUGAUGCGACGGCCUUUGAGUUUUCAUCGAAGUGAAAACGAAGGCGAUCUCGGGCCCUUCGACCCCUCGCAAAGUCCUCUUUUUUCGCUGCCUUUGGAGAUCCGCAGGCAGAUAUAUCAGGAUGUUCUGGGCGGAAAAAUCAUCCAUUUCAUACGGUGUGAGGACGGAACUUUGGCUUGUGUUGUAUGUCCAUUUCAAGGACACGGUUUUCAUCGUAUAUAUAUUACCCCCGAAUCUCAUACUCUGUGCUUCUGUGACGGUCUGGUCACGCCAGAUGGGCUUGAUAUACAGGUUGAUAAAACAACGGCGUCGGAAGAAAACCGACUUUCCCUGCUCUACACAUGUCGUCAAAUCUACAUCGAGGCCAUUGAUAUCUUGACUACCCACAAUAUAUUUAACAUUCAGGCACAAUCUGAAUUUCAGUUUGGAACCCUGAGGGGGCUUCAAAAGGCCAUGUCCCAGUCGCAAUUUACCACAAUCCGAACUCUAGAAAUUUCUUUUGUCAACGAUAAGUUUAAUGAAGUGCAGAAUUUAUCCAAUCCAGCAUGGUUCCAGCAUUGGUCUAGCAUGUGUUCAGUGCUGGUAGAAAUGGAAAAACUUGCAAAUCUUCAUAUCUGGAUCAAUAUUGAGCAGGGAUUCGGGGUUGAGGUCACUCCAGAGCACGAGACUCGAUUUUUUGCCCCCCUUCUUAGUCUUGGAGGGAUAAGAUGUUUUUUAGUGGAGGUGUCAUGGCCGCAGACUGCUCAUUCAGUGGAGCUGUUGCAAGAUGCACCUUUUUCGCUGAUUAGAAGGGAGCGUUUUAAUUCUCCCUGGCAAGUUCUCGACCCAAUUGUUUACGAACAUCCGAGUCUUACCCAUGGCGUGGUUCCUCGGAAGCGGCGAUGGGCUAUGAGGCUACAUUCUUUGUUUACUUGGAGAUAGAAGGCAUGGGAUCUUCAACAGACCAUAUCGUAUUCGGGAUAAUUAUUACGAUGAUGCUAGGAACUCGCGGAAGAGCGGUGAUAACUCACAAACCAUUACCACCCUCACAUCGGCUCGACAGAGACAAUACGAAUCAAUGGAGAAGCAACAAGAUCUAUAAUAGA